GUACUGCGCAAGCGUGCCUGGGGAGGGGGGCUGGCCUUUAGCUGGCUGGUUACCGAGGAGGAGUCUGUGCCACAGUCCGCAGGCUGUUUGGCAGUUGGCUCCGCCUAGACCGGGCCCCGCCUCACCGAAGCCCUCCUAGUCACUCCUGUCCGCGCGACCAGUCUGCGUCAGAACCCCUACUGUUGUCUAGUCUUGGGCACCCAUGGCCAUGAGUGAAACCCCGCCCCUUGGCCCUGAAAGAAGCAGGGGACACUAAGAGUGGUCUAUCCGGAUGCUCCGCCUCUUGGGAACCUGAGCUAAAGCUGCGUUGGAGAGAGGCAUCCUUGGCUGCUCCGGAUUAGGAAAGGAGAGUGUGUGUGCUCUCUCUCCACCUGGCUCCUGAUUUUCUAUCAGCACUGGAGGAUCUGCUGCAGCCCACACGCUGUGAGCCUGACUUCGGAGCUAGGGAGUGAGGCCUGCAGAAGAGUUCCACAGAGGCUGUGUGGUACAGAAAUUCAUGAGCCGGUACCAGGCAGCCCUGCUGGGUCUAGGCCUGCUGCUCGUGUUCCUACUGUAUGUGGGGUUGCCUGGCCCACCCGAGCAGACGUCGAAACUCUGGAGAGGCCCUAAUGUCACAGUCCUGACUGGUCUUACCAGAGGCAACUCUCAAAUCUUUUACCGAGAGGUGCUGCCGAUCCAUCAGGCACACAGGGCGGAAGUCGUAUUUCUCCAUGGAAAAGCAUUUAGCUCCCACACAUGGGAACAGCUGGGCACGCUGCAGCUACUGUCAAAGAGGGGCUACCGGGCUGUGGCCAUCGACCUUCCAGGUUUUGGGAACUCAGCCCCUUCAGAGGAGGUGAACACAGAGGCAGGCCGAGUGGAGUUGCUGGAAAGAGUGCUCCGGGACCUACGGGUGCAGAAUACUGUGUUGGUGAGCCCCUCACUGAGUGGCAGCUAUGCCCUGCCCUUCUUGAUGCAAAGCCACCACCAGCUACAUGGAUUCGUGCCCAUUGCACCCACCUCCACCCAGAAUUAUGCACAGGAACAAUUCAAGGUUGUGAAGACCCCAACUCUUAUCCUGUAUGGGGAACUGGACCACACCUUGGCUCGAGAGUCACUUCAACAGCUCCGCCAUUUGCCCAACCACUCCGUGGUGAAGCUGCACCAUGCAGGUCACGCCUGCUACCUGCACGAGCCAGCAGCUUUCCACCUCGCCCUUCUCGCCUUCCUCGACCACUUGCCUUGAAUGGACUCACUUCCCAGGACCUACCCUCUGUCCUCUUCCAGGGUGUCAGUCCCUGGCUGGGAUCGGGGGACAGAAGAUCAAGCCUAGCCAGGACUUUUGUAUUUCAUUUCACAGGCACAAUAAAGAAAAGCCUUUUUGUCUUGC
Messenger RNA from Mastomys coucha (southern multimammate mouse), 1369 nucleotides. It is a transcript of the gene Abhd14a, whose product is annotated as abhydrolase domain containing 14A. The record is from RefSeq and is a predicted model, not a curated record. The transcript is spliced from 6 exons. NCBI's taxonomy places the organism in Eukaryota, Metazoa, Chordata, Mammalia, Rodentia, Muridae. Gene Ontology annotation, cellular component: cytoplasm. The coding region runs from base 497 to 1225 and encodes 242 amino acids.